AUGGCGUUCCGUGUGACAACCUACCCACCACCGCCAGCGAUCCGCUCAUCUCUCAUAAAGAAUCCUACCGAUGCGCUGCCCCCAAUUGAGGACCUAGAGACCCUUCAGGCUGACCUGAAGCUUUUGAAACUAAAAGCGCUCGAGCGGAUGAAGAAAGCGGGAGAUGAUCUCAUAGCAAUGCAAGAGUCGUUCAAGCGAAUCAAGGAGAGGGAAAAAGGGAAGGGAAAGGCGAUAGAGAAAAUCAAGAAGGAGCGUGGAUCCACUCCGCUCUUGAAUGGAGAAGACAAGAGACUCACGGCGCAACCGCAAAGCUUACUGAAGUCUCGGCUAUCUUCCGUUGCCACGAGCGUAGCGCAUUCUCGUGUCUCUUCACCGCCGCAUGAACCACGAAAGGCUCUCACAGACGAUGCCAAGAAGAAGAAGAAGAAGCGGAAGAGAGAUGAUGACAGUGAAGCUGAGUCUGAGCCUGUUAAGCACCGGAAGACCACACCAAUUCCACAAAACACACAUCCACAUCCACCGCCUCCUAAGCCUGUCAAAAACCCAAGUACUGCUUCCCACUCUCAUUCUCAUGGCAAAGCGCAAACAGGACCAGAUUUCUCUCUUCACGCGCAGAUACCCCUUCUUCCGACUCGACCACCGAUACCCUCACCUCCGAUACCGGGUCCAAGUAAACCAACCGAUGUUACGGACGACUUCAGCAGGGCGAGACCGCCGAAUAAUCAGGUGACUGCCACGACGUACUACACCAGUAUUGAGCCCUAUCUUCGGCCAAUAAAGGAGGAAGAUAUCGGCUUCCUGGAAUACACACACGACGAGGUCGAGCCGUUUAUCAUGCCCAAGCUGGGGCGACAUUAUUCAGAGGUGUGGGAAGAGGAGGACAUGGCCCAGUAUGGGUUUCCCCUACCUGGCACGGCUGCUGUCCGCUCGGGCAUCACACUACCCGGCUCGAACUCAAUGGCGCCUCUGCCCAAAUGGGAGCCAUCACAACUGCAGGAGACCGACCUCGUCACAGAAGAGCGGGGACACGGGCCGCUCACAGAACGACUGGUCAGUGCCAUGAUACCACUACAGAACGCUACCGAGUGGAAGGGUGUGAAAGCUGCUGAGGAGGCGAUGGAGGGUCGACCAGGGACGAAUGGUGCCGCUGCACAGGCCGCUCGAGAUAAGAUGAAUGUCUAUGACCUCGAGGAGCGCGUAAAGAACGUAAUGCGCUUCCACAAGCUCCUUAACGAUCUUCCUGACUUCUCAGAGGCUGUUGACGAUCCAAUAGCCACAGCUCUGCGGCACGCCCAGAAGGAGCUUCGCCAGGUCGUUGCCACGAACAAAGCCCGACGAGCGCGCCUCACAGCGAUAGCGCGCGACCGUUUAGCAUACCAGGAGUACGUAGAGCUGCGGGAAACUCUCGACAAGAACAUCAGCCACCAGUAUAACAAGCUGCAGAAGAAGGAGAACCCGAGGUCGCACAAGAAAAAGAAGAAGCCAGAGCCAAAUGGGACGAUCACGCCGAACGGAACGGUGCUCCCCGCGCCAUCGCCCGCCGCGCUCGGGUUGCUGCAGGACGAGGAUCUGAACCUAAACGUGCCCGAGCAUCUCAAGCACCUCGUGCAAACGCGCCGGCAGUGGGUCGACAAGAUCGGUGCCGUCUUCGAGGAGAAGGAGCGCAAAAACCCGGGCCGAAUAUGGGGUCUGUCCCAUAGCAGCAUAUAUGAGGGCGUCGAAGAGGAGGUACAGCAGGAGCUCGAGCGACUUGGUCCGCCGCCGAGACCUGGCCAGCGACCGCAGGUGAAUGGUGCGGGUCCACGGAUUAAUGGUGUAGAGAAGGGGAAGGCGCGGGCGAAGGUUGAGGAGGUAGCGAUGGAACUCGGCUGA
This is a messenger RNA of Phanerochaete carnosa HHB-10118-sp, 1872 nucleotides long. RefSeq lists its product as uncharacterized. Gene Ontology annotation, cellular component: SAGA complex. Gene Ontology annotation, molecular function: transcription coactivator activity. The transcript is spliced from 6 exons. The record is from RefSeq and is a predicted model, not a curated record. NCBI's taxonomy places the organism in Eukaryota, Fungi, Basidiomycota, Agaricomycetes, Polyporales, Phanerochaetaceae. Gene Ontology annotation, biological process: regulation of transcription by RNA polymerase II. Bases 1 to 1872 code for a protein of 623 amino acids.